AUGAUUCUUCGGCCCUUUUCCUUUAUUUUGAGUCUAUGCAAAUCACUUCUUCGGCGAGAUGGAAGAAGCGGCGCAGAGAAGAAGAAGAAGAACGAAGAAGAACGAAGAAGCGAACUCUUUUUGCCUUUUGAUGCCGACGGGAAGAUCCGGCGAGCUGAAGGGAAGUCUAGAAAAAGACUGCGGAGCAAGAAUGAAGCUGAAGCUGAAGUUUUGAUCUUCGUCUUCGCUCAUCUUCUCACUUCGCCUCCGAAGAAGCCAUCUCCGGUGAUGAAGAAGAAGAAGAACAAGCAAGACGCUGACCGCUCAACGUCAAGCCAACUGAAGCAGAUAACCAGUCAGUCAGCCAGCCAGUCAGUCAGUCAGUUAUUAUCAAGAGAAGAAGAGAAGAAGAGCUCGUCUUUAUAUCUCAGUCGACCGAGGACCUUGCGAGUAGACAGAGACAAGCAACGGCUUAACUCGCAGAAGCGACUCCUUGGUAGCGAGCAAGUACUCACCAUGCAAUGCCACACCUGUCGCAAGAGACGAGUGCGCUGCGACGGCGCCCUCCCCGCGUGCCAGAAGUGCCGGGACCGCGAGCUCGACUGUCUGGGCUACGGCAAGCAGAAGCCCCUGGUCUGGCUCGCGGGCGGCGGACACCAGAACGCCUUUCUCGACGACCGCCAGAAGGCCAGGAAGAAGGGCCGGCCGCGUCUCGUAGUCGACAGUCCUUCUUCUAGGGACGUCAAGGCCAAAGAUAAAGAUAAAGAUGCCAAAGAUAAAGAUGCUUCUACAGCUGUCGUGGUGGCUCCAAGGGCCGUCCCAGAGUCGAUGAUGUUCUCCUACCCGGCGGAGAUCCAGAAGGUCGUCCGCACCAUCUGGUACUACGAGCAUGAGCUGGUGCCUGACCUCGAUCCCAUCAACCACGUCGACGUCAAGGCCGCCGAGGACCCGACCGCCUGGCAGGACGACCUCGCCUCCAUCCUCUGGCACGUCCUCAUCUGCGCCGUCGACACCCACAAGGCCAUCCGCUCGCAGCCUGACUCGAUGGACUCGGGCGUGGAAGUCCAGGUCGGCCGCGAGGUCUACCGCUCCAAGUCUCACACGCUCAGGCGCAUCAGCAGGAACAUCGCCGACCCAGAGACCCGCAUCUCAGACGUCACUCUCGUCGGCGUCCUGACUCUCUUCAUGGCCGAGACACAACUGUCGGCUGUUGGGUCAUGGCAGACACAUUUCGAGGGAGCAUGUCAUAUCAUCCGCAUGCGUGGAGGAGUCAGGACCAUCGCCAGACACAGCGCCGGCCUGAACUCCCUACUCACCUUCUUCAUGAUUGCCGACGUCAUGAGCUAUACCACUAUAUCCUCGUCUCUCCCCAUGCUCGACGCAAGGCGGCAGCUCGAGUACACAGACAUCAUACAGGAGGUCUACCAGGACGGCUCGGGGACAUGCAUCCCUUGUCCCAACCAGCUCUUCGACGCCAUCAUCCGCAUCAACCACCUCAGAGCCCUGGCUGAAUCGUACUCUAAUUCAACAAUCAUAGAACUGCAAGACCUGGACCGAGAAGACGCAUCUCCAUCAAGUUCUAGCACCUCCACCACCACCUCCAGCUCAACUUCCACUCUCAAAACCUCCAUUCAUGCAUUGCUACAAGAUAUCCUCUCCUUCCCCAUUGCUUCAUGGGCAGAUACCAUGCAUCAGCAGACAGUCACUCAACAACAAGCCUCUUCAUGCAGCAGGUUAGACCCCAAAAAGGCCUUCCUGCGUCCAGACAGGCCGGACUGGGUGCGCAUAGCAAGCAUCUACCAUGCCGCCACAGCCAUCUACUGCGUCAGAAGCCUCGGCCAUCUCCUCGACCAGGACCAACUACUCCACGUCUCGUUCUCUGCUUCCACCUCUACUCCCACAGCUUCAUACGUGUCCGUGUCUGACAUCCUCCUCGUGGCCAGGAAGAUUCUGCUGGAGACACUGCGGGAAGUCCUGCUUACUGUUUCCGAUCCCCGCAAGUCCUUUGUCAAAGUCAUGCUCUGGCCCAUGUUCGUUGCUGGAGUCGAGGCUGCGGUAGACUCCCGGCCUGAGACAGUGCAGUUUAGAUCACUGCUGGAGUCAGUCCUGCGCCGGCUGUGUCGCUCCCUCGGCACCCUGAGCAUCUGUGGCCUGCGCAACUUUCUUCUAUCGCUCUGGGAACAUGCUCGGCUUCACCCGCAUCUCUGGUCGUGGAGUGAGCUCAUGGCCCUCUCCCCAGGUCGAAGCGUCUUCUUCAUGUAG
This is a messenger RNA of Trichophyton benhamiae CBS 112371, 2241 nucleotides long. RefSeq names its product C6 transcription factor, putative. The coding region runs from base 1 to 2241 and encodes 746 amino acids. Gene Ontology annotation, molecular function: DNA-binding transcription factor activity, RNA polymerase II-specific; transcription cis-regulatory region binding; zinc ion binding. Gene Ontology annotation, biological process: positive regulation of transcription by RNA polymerase II. The transcript is spliced from 7 exons. Gene Ontology annotation, cellular component: nucleus. NCBI's taxonomy places the organism in Eukaryota, Fungi, Ascomycota, Eurotiomycetes, Onygenales, Arthrodermataceae. The record is from RefSeq and is a predicted model, not a curated record.